Asterias rubens (European starfish) is the source of this 8995-nucleotide messenger RNA. Its product is annotated as collagen alpha-1(XI) chain-like. Gene Ontology annotation, molecular function: extracellular matrix structural constituent. NCBI's taxonomy places the organism in Eukaryota, Metazoa, Echinodermata, Asteroidea, Forcipulatida, Asteriidae. The transcript is spliced from 63 exons. The coding region runs from base 348 to 5744 and encodes 1798 amino acids. The record is from RefSeq and is a predicted model, not a curated record.
CUCCUGACAAGGUGUUUGACUGGCCAGGGCGCGGGACAGGACUCGGUAUUAUCCGAAGGUGAAUUGUUGCAACCCGCAAGGAAAACCGGGCGACGGCACUGUAUACUGUUGUGGGGUACGGUGAAAAUCGUCUGGCUGCCUCUGUUGCGACAACCUCUGCUGGGCUGGACUUUGACAACUUUUCUUUGUUGGUCAGAGAGAAAGUUGGCAGACAAACCCUUAUCACAUCUUAAAGAAAGAAAAACUAGAAAACCACUUCGAAAGUGUCAAGCUUGGCUGUCUGUGCACCCAUGUCGUAGUUGGAGCUUGUAUCAGAUUCGGCGAUUUUCUAUUUUUUUUUUGAGGGGAUGGAUCGGACUUUUGUGCGAUGCCCGCUUGGGAUGGGCAGCCUGGUAAUUGGCGUUUAUCUAGUUCUCUUAUCAGUAAAUGCAGCUUCGUCUCAAGGAGUCUUUGCACUACCACAAGGCACAGUAGACGUGUUAGAAAAGCUUAACUUUGCCGGUUCACGAGGAGUAGUAGGUGGGGCGGAGGGAUUCUGUGACCGCCGCCCGGGGGUAGGUGAUGCUAUCCCCCAGGCCGAUGAGGCAUUCAGCGUCAACACCGACGCCAGUCCAAGCUUGGAGGUUUCCAAGAUGUUUUCAGGGGAACUCUUUCCAGAGGAUUUUUCGAUACUUUUAACCGUGAGAAUACGCGUUCCAGAACGGUCGAAAAUGAUUCUACUCUCGCUGUAUGACAUAAACAGCGAGCCCAAAAUCAUCUUGGAUAUCGGCAACCCAGCGGUUUUACAAUAUGCUGACGAAGCCAAUGGUCCUGGCAAGAAGGAAUGGCCCCGGUUCAGGCUCAACAUUGCCGAUGGCGAAUGGCAUCGGAUAGCUUUGAGUGUGAAUGGACAAACUGCAAAUCUUAUAACUGAUUGUGGAGUGACAGAAACUGAUACCUUACUGAGGAAAACACCAGCGAAUAUAAGAACGGAUGGAAUAUUUGUUUUUGGCCGAGAUUUACUCAAGCCUUCACGAGACACCUAUUUUGAGGGUGAUAUUCAACAACUUCUUAUUGUACCAGACUCUACUGCAGCUUACGAUCAAUGCCGGAACUACAUGCCAAACUGUGAUGAACCUAUGCCAAUUUUUAAAAAGGCCCUCGAGCCGAACCCGUCUCCAGAUAGAAAUGGAGGGCAAGCUGGACCAACACCCGGUGUUAUUUAUGACAGUGCAGCGUCAGCAUCCUCACAAUCAGAUUCCUAUAACUACAAUCAACCUGGACUGAGUUCCUAUGACAGUCAGGUGGAUCCUAACCCUAAUGGUGGGGGUGGGGGUGGUGGUGGAGGAGGAACUCCAACUUACUUGCGAGGUCCAUCUGGUGCAAAAGGAGAGCGCGGUGAAACAAGAAUUGAAUAUUUCCCAGGACCAGUCGGACCAGCAGGACCCAGGGGAAACCCAGGACCUCCAGGAUUUGAAGGACCAAGAGGGGAUCCAGGACCCCAAGGAGAAAAGGGUGAUCAGGGUAGGGAUGGAGCAAAAGGAAUGAAUGGUGCCCGUGGCCCUCCAGGAGUUAGCGCUUUAAUACCGCAACAACUAAUGGCGAUGAUAGCAGAAUCUGCUUCUGACGGCAUGAAGGGACCAUCGGCAGCUGCUAAUAUGGCAUCCAUUCGGGCAGUCCUAGAAGAACAAAGGUUUGCCAUGAGGGGAGAGAGAGGCCCAGAAGGACCUGAAGGUAGGCCAGGACCAAUGGGUCUAUCAGGCCGAGAGGGUCCUAAAGGAGAUUCAGGAUCCCUUGGUGAUGUAGGUCCUCGUGGAUUACCCGGUAUGACUGGAGAACGUGGCAGAGACGGUAAAAGGGGACGCUUUGGAAAAGAUGGACCACGUGGAGUUAGCGGACCACCGGGUACCAAGGGUGAUCGAGGAUACGAUGGUUUACCAGGACUUCCAGGUGUCAAAGGAUCAUUUGGAAGACAUGGACCAAAGGGCGGGAGAGGACCAGAGGGGGAGAAGGGAGAAAUGGGAAAUGAUGGAGAUCAAGGAGAAUAUGGUUUGCCUGGACCACCAGGAACCAGCGGUCAAACUGGACCACGAGGAAUGCCUGGCCCUAUGGGUAUGCCUGGUGGUAUUGGUGAUCCAGGUCCUAUGGGACCCAAAGGUGCAAUGGGUAUUGCAGGUAUGCCAGGAAACCCUGGUAUGCCCGGAAAGGCUGGACCACCUGGCUCGAUGGGACCCCAAGGCAGUAUGGGGGCACCUGGUGUACAAGGCCCAGUGGGUAAGCCUGGUGUUCCAGGAGUACCAGGUACUGAUGGGCCGCCGGGUUUCCCAGGCCAAGAGGGACCAACCGGAGCCAAAGGAAGCGAUGGACCUGGUGGACCACAGGGUCUUCAAGGGUACGCAGGGCCUAGAGGAGUCAAGGGUGUAACCGGUAUCAGAGGUCUCCCAGGGUCAAAGGGCUCUUCGGGUGAGGAUGGCAUACCUGGAUUGAAAGGAGAUAUGGGUCUUAGAGGAGACAGGGGUAAUCAAGGGCCAUCGGGUCCUAGAGGGCCAGAGGGCAUCAUGGGACCCAAGGGAGAAAUGGGAAUAAUUGGUGAUCCAGGACCAAUCGGUGUUGGUGGUGAAAAGGGUCAACUUGGAGCACCUGGAAUGCCUGGUUAUCCUGGAAGAACAGGGGACAAGGGAGACAUCGGUAAAGAAGGAAAUUCAGGAAAAAUUGGAGACAAAGGAUCCAGGGGACCGUCAGGUGUACCAGGGAAUGUAGGGGAUCGUGGACCGAGAGGACAAAGAGGUGAACGAGGUGUUUCUGGAAGUGAGGGACCACGUGGACAAAAGGGUGAAGAAGGACCCAACGGACCUGGCGGAAUUCAAGGUGAAAGGGGUCCUGCUGGAGUGUCUGGAAGCCGUGGGUUCCCAGGAGCUAAAGGACCCGCGGGACCAAUCGGUCAGGAUGGUAUACCAGGCUUCCCUGGCCCACGUGGAGAGGCAGGAUUUGAGGGUAAACCAGGAACACCAGGACCUGCAGGUGUUAUUGGUCCACAGGGUCCACCAGGAGAGAAGGGUCCAGAAGGUACUAGUGGAUUCCCAGGAGGCCCUGGACUGCCGGGUGAGCCUGGUCUACCUGGUGAAUCUGGUUCUACAGGAAUUCAGGGCACCCCAGGCCAGCCUGGAAUAGCGGGAGGUGAAGGACCUCCAGGUGUACAAGGCUUCCCUGGAGAAAGAGGUCUUCCUGGUGUUCAGGGACCAGAAGGAGACACAGGUGAGGAUGGUUCAUCAGGACAACAAGGACCACCAGGUGCCCCUGGCGUUCAAGGGCCUUCCGGUAUUCCAGGACCACCAGGAUUACAGGGUCGUCCUGGAGAAAGAGGAGCAGAAGGAUCCAGAGGAAUCAAGGGUGAAAGGGGAGACGAUGGACCAAAUGGACCUGUUGGUCGAGAUGGUAUGCCAGGACCAAGGGGUCUACCAGGACCAAUAGGAUUAACCGGAUCACCUGGUGAAGAUGGAGAUAGAGGAGACACCGGAUUAGCAGGAACUAAGGGAUCUAAGGGAGAACGAGGCAUGGAGGGACCAAUGGGAUUGCUUGGGGAGAGAGGGCCUCGUGGUGACCCAGGCUUACCAGGAGAAGAUGGUGAUACGGGCGUGCCAGGCGAGAUGGGUCUUAGAGGCCCCAAGGGAGAAGAAGGACCAUCAGGAGCCCCAGGGAGUGCCGGACCAAUCGGCUUACAGGGUCUUCCUGGCGUUAGUGGACCUAAAGGAGAUACUGGUGAUCCUGGUCCAACUGGUGCUCCUGGUAGAAUGGGACUACCUGGAAAACGAGGAACCCCAGGAGGAGAGGGCGGACAAGGCUUACCAGGACCAAGAGGGGACAACGGAUCUCCCGGACAAAAGGGUGAGAAGGGAUCUGUUGGGAUACCAGGCCGUUCAGGAAGAGAUGGUCCACAGGGAGCUAAGGGAGACGCAGGAAACAAAGGAGAGCCAGGAUCACCAGGAUUCCCCGGACCAAAUGGUCCACCAGGACCUGAAGGACCUCAAGGACCCAAGGGUAACCCGGGCCCAAUUGGAUUUCCAGGUGAACCAGGAGACCCAGGCACACCAGGACAACCCGGAGUACCAGGAGACCCAGGGGAGGAUGGAGAAGAUGGUGAUCCAGGACGCCCGGGACCUCAAGGUCCACCUGGAGAUAUUGGACAUACUGGACCUCGAGGGAAACCGGGUAAACCUGGUCUAAAUGGAGCUCCUGGUGAGCAAGGCCCUAAGGGUGACUCAGGAGACAUGGGACCCCCAGGUAUCCGAGGAGAUCCAGGACCACCUGGCAUACCCGGUGAGCCAGGACCCCAGGGACCCCAGGGCAUCAGAGGUCUCUCAGGACCUGAGGGUGACCCAGGAGAGCAAGGACCACAAGGACAAGGAGGUCCACAAGGACCAAUGGGUCCAGAGGGUCCACGUGGCUUAACAGGUGAUCCGGGUCCAAUUGGACCAAAGGGUGAUAUUGGUUUGAUGGGAUUGACCGGAGAAAUAGGAGACCCUGGGGAGAAGGGUGAUAAGGGAGAACAAGGUGAAUCUGGACCAAGAGGACCUCGAGGAGAACAGGGUGUUGAAGGACCACAAGGACCUAUGGGACCCGAAGGACCACCUGGUGUUCGGGGUGUCCCUGGCCCCCCUGGACCAUCUGGUAUCCGAGGUGACUAUGGACCAAAGGGUGAUCUAGGACCCGCGGGACCUCCAGGACCUCCAGGACCAGAAGCAAGUGCUGAGUACCUCCAAGCUCUACUCGACCAGGGCAUCUUAAACAUCCGCCCAGACCUGUACCCUGGUUUCUACCCUGAUGAGUUCCCAGGAGGUACCUAUGCACCCUUCACUGCUGCACCUAACGAGGGAGGAGGUGGAGGACCUGGUGGACCGGAUAGUAGCAGCAGCUACACAGGCUCAGUCAAGAGAAGAAGACGAGAAGCUGGCGAUGAUCCCAAUGCUGCUGGUACUGACUUUGAAGACAACCUAAUUCCGGAAAAUGCUGAGGACUACUUUUAUUUUGAUUACGGAGAAUUACCAGAAGCCUACAUGGAAGCCUUGGUUCAACUUUUCACCUCCCUGCGUGCUUUGAAAGAAGAAAUGGAACAGAUGAAGAACCCAAUCGGAACCAUCAAAAACCCAGCCAGGACAUGCAAAGAUCUUUACCUUAGCCACAAAGACUUCAAGGAUGGUCAUUACUGGAUUGAUCCCAAUCAGGGGUGUACUAAGGAUGCCUUGGAGGUCUUCUGUAACAUGACGGCUGAAGGAGAGACGUGUAUCUACCCUGACCAGGAUGAGAGCGAGUCUGAGGAUUUCAUCGCAGCGUUUGAUGACGUGAUGCGGGGUUACCGAAAGGCUAAACCUGGUGCAUGGUUCAGUGACACUAAAGUGGACCCGUUGACCUACAAGAGUAUUAGCACCGUACAGCUGACCUUCCUACGCCUCCUCAGCACCCAAGCUACACAGAAUUUCACCUACAUGUGCAGCCGUAGUGCUGGUUGGUUCGAUAAGUCACUGGGUUCGUUUGAUAACGCCAUCAAACUACAGGGAGCUAAUGAGGAGGAGUUUGCGUAUGGAUCAACCAUGGAACCUGAAGUCCUUCUAGAUAAUUGCAAGGACAAGCCUGGAAAGGGAGAGACUGUCCUACAAAUCACCACCACUAAGCUGCAACAGCUUCCAAUUAUGGACUUUGCAGCUCGUGACUUCGGAACAAAGUCUCAAAGAUUUGGCUACAAGGCGGGUCCCGUGUGCUUUAACUAAGGGGCGCAGGCAGCAGCUGUAUUCCCGAAGCAUCCCUCUACCUGUUGUCUGGCUCGGAUGACCCCAAGGGAUGCUGUCUCAACAUUGGUGCUAUUCGUGUUUGUGAUUUUUUUUAUAAGUUUACUAAUGAAAAUAAUACAAAGGGGUAUCUUGUAGGUGAUACAUUGUGGUGUUACCGUAGUUACUCUACAAAAAUUAUAAACAAAAUAGGUUUACAGUAGAAGGGCAUCGUCUAGAAGUUAUUUUUUUCUUUUUUUAGUAGAGAUUCUGCUUAAUUUUAACUUAGUAUAAAUUAGACACAGAUGUUUAUUAACUUUAAUGCAUCCGGUAGCACUUCUGCAUAAAAAUAUUAAAAUGCUGCUGCAUGUGUACAUUUGUUCAAAUAAUAAUAGAGAACUUAACAAUAGCAGUCGAUGAAGUUGUGAAUACAAUUUGUAGUCCACCAUUCUUGCCAUUUUCUUUUGGUUUAAAAACAAAUAUCUUUACCCACUUGCCUUGUCACUUUUUUCCAGUUUUAUGUAAAAUUAAAUUGAAGUUGGGUAUUUUUAUCUUGAUUUCUUGUUUUUUUUUGUAAGUAAUAACAACGUUUAAUAGAAAGCAGAGUAGGUUUUAGACAUAAUUAAUUUUAUAUUGUGUGUUAAAACAAGAAGAAAAAAUAACUGCUUUUUAUAAAAGAGAUCAUUAAAUUUAAGUACCAAUUAACGAAUAUCGAGACUUUGGAGAAAAUUACCACGAACAAUUUUCCCUCGAUCAUGCUGCCUUUAAUUAACACUCUAAAAUAAGCUAAUGACAACUGGUUAACUUUGCACCAUACCCCGGGUAAAACGAACAAAGGUUAAAGUUAUUUUAUAUUCUACACAUCAGUAUUAUUUUGCAGAUAUUGUUUCCGUACACUAUUACGGAUUUGGCUUAGUCUACCGUUUGGGCUCAACCCGCAAGUUUGAAGCCAAAUAAGGAUAUCACACAUUUUCUAAUUAACUGACGGGGCCCGAGCCCUUAUCGCUAAGCCAAUUUCCUAAUCUUUAAGCCCAAGCCAUAAGUCCAAGCCCCAAUGUAGGUCUGCCAUUCGUGAUUCUUCAGAAAACCGCAAAAAUUACAAUAUGAAAUCUUUAUCACAAAGCACACAUCGUUUCCCUUUUUCCCUUUUUUGUAAAAAACCACGCUCAAACCAAAGUGGGGUUUAACGGGAAUUAAUUAUAUCUGGGUUAUUUCUGCGUCAAAAUCAUCAUUGUACCUGAUUCAUCGUAGGCCUACCCUACUAAAAUUGCAUACGAUGUAAAACACGUUGUAUUACAUCGUUUGAGUCCCUCUUUAUAGUAUUGUUGUGUUUUCUGUUUUGGGAAGUGGUUUCUACAAAUUUGAAUUGUAUAUUAUUUUUUAACGAAUUACUUGCUUCAUUUACUGGACUUUUUUGUAGACUAGAUUUUCCCCAGCAGUUGCGUAUAGUUUGCUCCAGUAAACCCGAAUUACAAAUAGGGCUGUUUUUUUAUUUUUUAUUGCAUGUAUACCUUUUUAUAUUUUUUUAUUUCCUUAAGUAUUUUGUUAAGAACGAACCAUAAGUUUAUUUGUCGGUUUACAUUAACUGAUUGUUUUGUGUAUAGUUGUACGCCAUACUGUAGCUUUGUUUUCGGAUCUCAACGAUUUACUCUUAACCCAAGACCAAUCAGUAAUUACACAUCGUCAGCUCCACACCAGGGUGCUACCAGAUUAUGUGCAUGAGCAAUUUGAAUUUGACGCGCUCAGCAGAGUCAAGGUCAAUGAUGUAUGAUAACAGAAAACUAAAAGCCUAGAGCUGUUUUUUUACAUAAAUUCUCAUUUUACAGAUGUUGUGUUACUAUAGACCCCAUUGUGAAGGUUAAUCCUCGUGUGGUUCCGACAGCCCAUCUUCACUCACCAGGAAGGGGGAAACUCUGCAAAUCUCACUCGCAAUAAACUAGCAUGUAUCUUUUAUAUGGGUUAUUGUGAUGACGAAUCGCGUGUUUAAAGGGUCAUGCUUGAGUGCAAGCGAGAAUUGCAAAGUUUUUUUCCCAGCUGAAAAAGCUACACAAUCAAAAACGUACUAAACGUAAUAAGAAAGGAACCUCGAUUGUGUUAUAAAACUGCAUAAAGUAUACUGAAAUGAUAUUUCAGAAAGUGACAUUAAGAACAGAUAUUUUCCCGCAGUCAUAUUGGACAGAAGAUUUGUCCUAUAGUCGACUACUUCAUAUCGUACAUAAAUGUAAUUCGAGUAUUAUGAAAACAAAAAGCGUCUCCAUUUAACUUAUGUUGCGUAGAUUACAGUAUUUUCCACGGGCAUCAAUGUUCACAGUUGUUCAGUGUUACUACAUUACACAAUUCACCCUAAGAAUCUGCCAGUAAAUAUUGCCCUUUUUUCGUGGUAACUUAUCCAUUCAAGACAAUGCUGACUUUUUGGUACAGUAUGUAUAGGCCUACGACUAUUGCAAGAACUAUCUAUUUGUCCAUAUAAAUAGAGUAAAGAUGUUUAUUUCAUGAUAAAGACAUCCGUAUGAUUUCAUCAUCAAAAAAUGGCGAACGAUCUCAAAAGAAGAAAAAAUGGCGAACGAUCUCAAAAGAAGAAAAAAUGGCGAACGAUCCCAAAAUAAACUGUUGGGCGUAUCUUUGUUAUUUCUACCUCUCCGUCUGUUAAGAGUCUUUUAAACUCUUGUUAUAAAAAAUAAAUGGUCGCCAGAACCAUGGUGUGUAGUAUUCAACAAACAAACACAAUUAUUUAAACAAAUCUCACAUAGUUGAUUAGCGUCAUUUUUUGAGGAAGAAUAAGAAGGAAGAAGAAAAACUAGAGCAACAGUGUUAGGACUUGUUAACAGCUUGGUUCUAAACGGAUCCAUACUCGGGCCUUGUUGUCAGUCUAUGUAUAUAAACUAUGGAGCUGUAUUUCCUGUUUGACGCUGUGACGUGAUUUUUUCCAACCGUCCAGUACUAUACAGGAAUUAAUAAAAUCAAAAGGCCUGUUUUCUGCUCUGUAUUCCAACUGUGUAAGCCGUGACUUAACAUAUAUAUUUACCUUGCUGUUGUUGUUGUUAGAAUUAUUUUAUACGCCGCUUCGUAUAUUUUUAGCUUGCAAGAAAUAGAAAAUGGCUCAGAUUUAUCUGCACUGAAGUGUUGGGUUGAUUCUCCUCAUCAUUUUUUAUUCUUUGUUCCCACUUUGGCCGUUGGUGAUAAGGCAGGAAUUUGUAUAUGUUUGAAUAACUUCUUUUGUUUACGAUUACAAUAACAGUUAGAAACAACCCUAA